AGGCACAAUGCGUUGGGGAGCGAGGUGGCGAGAGACACACGCAUGGGGGAGAGAGAAGUAAAGAAGACAACGCAAGGGGUAACCACCAGAGGUACACUUCUAACUUUCUGUCAACCAGGACGAUCACGGCCAAGCUGGGGCCCCGCGUAACGCCGACCACCGCGGGCGGAUUUGGAGCGUGUGCAGGUGUUCGGGUGUGUACACACGUGUGCAGUGGGUCGCAGGUGGCCAGGCAGCCCGCAGGCCCUUCGGUAUAAAGUGAGAGGUUGGACGACACGGACAUCGACUCUCGCCUCGACCAGGUGCGAAACGUCGCCUCCAUGAAGGCCAUGGCGCAUCUGCUGCUGCUGCUCCCCCUGGUAGCGCUCACCCACGGCUACUGCACCCAGCAGAAGCUCUUUGCGGACAUCGUCAUGCGGGAUGGAGUCCCGGUGCUGGAGGAGGGGCCGUGCAAGGACGAAAGCGGCGGGUCGCGACUCGCGGGCGAGCAGUGGAGAGAAAGUGGCUGCAUGCUGUGCACGUGCGGGGAGACGUACAUCAGCUGCUGCAGCAUCGGCGGCAGGGCGGUGAACUUUGCGGCCGACUGCGAGGCGGUGAUGGACGUUGACACGUGCCGCUACUCGGUGGUGAAGAAGGACGACCCGAGCCAGACGUGCGCGCACGACAUGAAACUUCUGCUGAUCGCGCUGCUGUUCUGUGGAUUGGUGCCGAUGUACCACGCGGCCGUUCUACAGCCUGCAGUACAGAUCAUCUCGAGGGGAUGCAGCUCGCCCACGGGACUCGUGCCAAUCGGAGCGUCUUGGCGCAACGCCAAAUGUGAAACGUGCAUUUGUGGAGCCAACUACAUCCCGACCUGUACUCUCAAGCUCUCGAUUCCAGUGAUGUACGACAGCGACUGCGAGCUGUUUCUGGACACGAAGUUGUGCGUAUACAAGGUGGUGAAGAUUGCCGACCACUCGAUAUCGUGUCCCUACCGGGGCAUGACCUACCCGACAUCGAAGUAACACGCGGGACGACCAAAAAAAUGUCUUCAAGAAAUACGCUCGAUAAAGCAUCUCCAGAGUAACGACGCUCACCGCGUUGUUAUUCUUUUUGGCCGUGGCACCCAUUUGCGCUUACAGCUACACAUAGAUACAUUUUGGGGAUUAAGUUUGUGUUACAACAAUAGGGACAUGUUAUAGUCCACAGGCCGAAGCGGAUACGGGAUACCACCUCAGGCUGCUAAAACUUAACAGUAUCGAUGAUUAAUUCACUUGGCGAAUGAUAAUCAAUUAGUUGAUUACCCCACUCAGUGCAAAUGGUUAUCACGUAAUUCGCUGUUAUUCGUCACGUAAGGAAAUUGAAACUAUUAGGUCACCAACAAGUCAAACAACUGGUCUAGAGCCCGUGGACUAUUGCGUGAUAUAUUCCCGCUAAUGCCUCUCUUUUAGACGCUGCUUGACCACACACUCAAAUAUUGUUGUUUUCUUCUCUUUUGGGGCUGAACUGUUGUUUGAACAAUUAAGAAAAGCAUCAUCAACAUCAAUAAAAAACGCAAAGCUGCAAUUCUA
Molecule: messenger RNA, 1550 nt
Organism: Petromyzon marinus (sea lamprey)
Lineage: Eukaryota; Metazoa; Chordata; Hyperoartia; Petromyzontiformes; Petromyzontidae
Source: RefSeq, a predicted model, not a curated record